AUGGAGGUUAAAAGUAUUGUCCCGGUGAUUGACAUGCAACACCCUGGUGGUUUAGCCGAGAAAAUAGUGAAAGCUUCGGAAGAAUGGGGUUGUUUUAGGAUCACAAAUCAUGGGAUCUCAUUAGAACUCUUGUCGGAAAUGAAGGUUGUUUGCCGAUCUUUAUUAGAUCUUCCAUUGAAAAUCAAGCAAGGAAAUGCUAGCCCUUAUUUCCAAGGCUUGAAUAUCGAUGAUGUUUCCUUUCCUGGAGUUGCCGAUGAUUUCUUUUCUCAAGUUAAUGCUUCCACUCUACAAAGGUAA
Messenger RNA from Oldenlandia corymbosa var. corymbosa, 297 nucleotides. NCBI's taxonomy places the organism in Eukaryota, Viridiplantae, Streptophyta, Magnoliopsida, Gentianales, Rubiaceae. The record is from the annotation of a GenBank genome assembly.